GCGAUGCUUUCUUUGACAGCGAGCAACUUUGUCAUCGCCAGCCGAUUUCUCCAGCACGUGACCUUGUCGGGCGUGAUCAUGGGCGUCCUUUGGGGUUCUUAUUUUGAUUUUGCAACUUCGCUCUUCGUGUAUGCUACAUGUGUUCUGACGGCGCAGGGCCAUGUGGUCAUUACCGCUCCCCGUGUGAAGUGCUUUGUGAUUGCCAACUACAUUGCUGCUAUUCCACUUUCGCUCUCACGUUAUCCGGUUGACGGUGAAGGGAUGGUGGUUCGACAGCUGUGUCUGGCAUGGCAGUUUGUACUGGUGGGCCUCUACAUGCACAGCAGACUGCACAUCGCGGCUCAGGUGGCUCUGUUGCUUGCAGAGAUCGUCUGCGGUCCUCCAGCGCUGGCACUGAGCCAAGCUGGCACAGCUGUUGCGGUAAGCGCUCUGAGUGUGACUCUUGAGCAAUCCUUGCGGCAGAGUUUCGCAUUGCAAUUGCGGUCAAAGGGUCUGAAGUCUGAUGCCCUUGGAGGCAUCCAGCUCAUGGAUCACGCAACAGAGAUGGUUCUCCAAGUUGAUGCCUCGACAUCACAGCAGAAUGUGAGACAACUGCACUUGAAUUUCCUAAGCUCAGAUGCCGCAGGGGCCGCUGACGGCAUGCUGAGCUUAAGAAAACUUGUCCGACCAACUGACUGGGAGUCUGUACGGGCGUGUGUCUCCAGCUAUGCAGAGGCAGCGCACCAGCAGAACGUGGAACCACUGCGUCUGCCUUCCUUCCAGAUUAGGUCCUUGGGCCAUCCACGCAGGUACAUUCUGCCAGAGGACGCCCGGCUUCAUAUCUCUACGUCCACCAGCCAGCGAGGGAGGCAGCUUCGCCGCCUCUGGUUGUCCUUGCAGCUACCAAAGGCUCGGGCGGCUAGGGAACCUCCCAAGGAUGAAGCCAGGCUGCCAAGCAUUGCAGAGAUGGAGUGA
Molecule: messenger RNA, 954 nt
Organism: Symbiodinium pilosum
Lineage: Eukaryota; Dinophyceae; Suessiales; Symbiodiniaceae
Source: the annotation of a GenBank genome assembly